AUGCGGGAAAUUUGCAAAUCUUGCAAAAGAGAUGUCACUUCUUCUCUACAAUUCUUACGAAUCUCAACCAUGGUGUCCUCACGGCGUCGGCGACAGGGACGGACUGAAAGAAAAAAAAUUCAAAAUAGAACUUUCUCUUCCUCUUCACCGCUGUAUUUCUUUCUCUUCCUCUUCACCGUCACCGUCACUCGUCUUCACAUCCUCCUCCAUAAUUGCCGGCGCCGUCCACCUUCUCCGACCACUCAUCUUGACAUCGUCUUCCACAAAAGGAUGAAGAAAUUUUUUCCUGUGCUUUCUAGAGACAAAGCUAGUUCUUCGGCUACCGUAGAAGCAACAGAAAUUCAACAUCCAAGUGAGGGUAGUAAAGUUGUUGAUUAUGAAUUGUUGGAAACGGAUCCAGGAAUUAAGCCUCCAAUUUCAAACUAUCAUCCUGACAUUCAAAAUGAGGUACGAAAAGCUUAUUUAAAAAUAGGUCGCCAUAAACCCCCUCACAAUUUCGCUUAUACUUGGUCUGUUCAAGGUAGUCAAAGACGUCGAUUUUCAAAAAAUUGGUUUGAUUUGUAUGAUUGGAUUGAAUAUAGUGAAUCUAAGGACCUAGCAUUUUGUUUGCCAUGCUUUUUGUUUAAAAAUGUCUCUAAAUACGGGGGGGAUCACUUUGUGGGAGACGGAUUUGGUGAUUGGAAGAAUGCUCACAGAUUGGCUAAGCAUGCUACUUCUUGCAAUAGUCAUAUUGAUUGUGUGCAUAUGGGUUAUGCUCUCAUGAACCCAAUCCAAAGUGUUAAGGCUGCGUUUGUUAAGCAAACUAAGCAAGAGAAUGCCGAUUAUCGUGUUCGUAUAAACACAUCUCUUAUAGCUAUCAAGUAUCUUUUGAGGAGUGCUAUGCCAUUUAGAGGGAAUGACGAGAAACAUGACUCUCCAUUUAAGGGGCCAUUUCUUGAGUUGGUAGAGACUUUAAAGGAAGCUAACCCAGAAAUAGCUAGUGUACUAGAUCGUGCUCCGAGGAAUAACUAUAUGACUGCCCCUAGGAUACAAAAGGAUCUUGCUUCCGCUUGUGCUUAUGAUUUUAUCUUCAUGUUAUAUAUGUUGGUUGAAAUAUUAGGAUUUACAAAUGAUUUGGGUGUAGCACUACAAAAGCGUGAUCAAGAUCUUAUCAAUGCUUUGUCACUUGUCAAUGCCACCAAACAAGAAUUACAAGAAAUGAGAGAGGAUGGAUGGGAAGAACUUAUAUCAAAGGUUAUGAAAAUUUGCAUUAAGCAUGAUAUUGAUGUGCCUGAUAUGGAUGCACCGUAUAGGGCGCGAAAGAAACCUAGACAAUCUACAACUUCUGGUGUUUCUAAUUUACAUCAUUAUAAGCAUGAUUGUUUGUUUAGUGUUUUAGAUUUGCAGUUACAUGAGCUCAAUGCAAGGUUUGAUGAAGAGAAUACUGAACUUUUACAAUGUGUUUCAUGCUUGAGUCCCUCAUCGUCAUUUGCAAGGUUUGAUGCCAAAAAACUAUUGAGGAUGGUUGAGUUUUAUCCAAAUGAUUUUGUAGAUGUGCCGGAAGUGGUAUUGCGACAUCAACUUCAGACUUAUGUUAGAGAUGUUCGAGAGGACAAAAAUUUUGCAAAGUUAAAAGGACUUUCAGAUCUUUGUGCAAAACUUGUGGAAACAAAUAAGUGCAACACAUAUAAUUUGGUUUAUAAGCUUUUGAAGCUGGCUUUAGUCUUGCCGGUAGCAACUGCAAGUGUGGAACGCGUUUUUUCAGCUAUGAAUUUAGUAAAGAGUCUGCUAUGUAACAAAAUGAGUGAUGAAUGGUUAAAUAAUCGUCUUGUAACUCUUAUAGAAAGAGAUGUUCUUGCAACAAUUGAUAAUGAUGUCAUUUUAGAUCAUUUUCAACAAAUGGAUGGUAGACGGUUUUCGUUGUAAA
Messenger RNA from Trifolium pratense (red clover), 1906 nucleotides. RefSeq lists its product as uncharacterized. The transcript is spliced from 3 exons. Bases 1 to 1905 code for a protein of 634 amino acids. Gene Ontology annotation, molecular function: protein dimerization activity. The record is from RefSeq and is a predicted model, not a curated record. Lineage: Eukaryota; Viridiplantae; Streptophyta; Magnoliopsida; Fabales; Fabaceae.